CUUAGAUAAACAAACCUAAAGGCAAACUGCUACCUCCAUUCACACACCAGUCACAAUGCCUGCAGACUACAAUGGACGCUGGGAGAUGGUCAGCAACGAGAACUUCGAGGACAUCAUGAAGGCCCUCGAUAUCGACUUUGCCACCAGAAAGAUCGCUUCCCACCUGCAUCAGACAAAAGUCAUCGUCCAAAAUGGGGAUAAGUUUGAAACAAAGACAAUGAGCACCUUCAGAAACUACGAGGUCAACUUCACCGUGGGAGAGGAGUUCGAGGAGCACACCAAGGGCCUGGACAACCGAAAAGUCAACACACUGGUGACCUGGGACGGCGACAAGCUAGUGUGUGUGCAGAAGGGGGAGAAGGAAAAUCGUGGGUGGAAACACUGGAUCGAGGGAGACCUGCUACACCAGGAGAUCACUGUGCUCGACAAAGUCUGCCACCAAGUAUUUAAGAAGGCAUAAUAACAUGGAAACAAACCUCAUCUGCCCCAAACUGUCUGUCAUGUAUUGCAUGUUGCUGUCUAUUUAUAAUGUAACCGCCCAGAUCUGCAAUAAACUGAUUUAAUACCA
Messenger RNA from Seriola dumerili (greater amberjack), 568 nucleotides. It is a transcript of the gene rbp2, whose product is annotated as retinol binding protein 2. Bases 56 to 460 code for a protein of 134 amino acids. Gene Ontology annotation, cellular component: cytosol; nucleus. NCBI's taxonomy places the organism in Eukaryota, Metazoa, Chordata, Actinopteri, Carangiformes, Carangidae. Gene Ontology annotation, molecular function: fatty acid binding. The record is from RefSeq and is a predicted model, not a curated record. Gene Ontology annotation, biological process: fatty acid transport. The transcript has 4 exons.